CAUUGGAUACAAUUUUGAUAUUUGAGCCAAAGCUGAGUCAAUGGUUUCCUGCUAUUUUGGAUUAUAGCACUUUUUCCCAGCACUUUUUUUCCACCAUGAAUCCCCUCAGUUACCCCAUCACGCUGCAGCUGCUGCUUAGUACUGUGCUUGGCCCCUGUCUGGGCCUGGAGUUUACGGGUGAACCCGGGCAGUGGGCUCGCUAUCUCCGCUGGGACGCCAGCACCAGAAGUGACCUCAGCUUUCGGUUCAAAACAGACAUGUCCACCGCCUUGCUCUUGUACUUUGAUGACAGCGGCUACUGCGACUUCCUGCAGCUAAUGGUGGUAGAGGGCAAGCUGCAGCUGCAGUUUAGCAUCGACUGCGCCGAGACCACCAUCGUCUCUGACAAGAGGGUUAAUGACAGCAGCUGGCACUUUGCCAGCGUGGGCAGGUACAACCUGAGAACUGUGCUGGGUUUGGACGGGGCGAGCAAGGCGGACGAGGUCAGGCCGCAGAGGCAGUACAUGAAGAUAGUGAGCGACCUCUUCUUGGGCGGCGUUCCUCAGGACAUCCGGACAUCUGCACUCACACUGCCCACGGUCAAAGACCUUCCGCCAUUUAAGGGAGUUAUCACAGACCUGAAAUAUGGUAACAAGGAGCCCACUCUUAUGGGCAGCCAGAAGGUUCGUCUGGAUAUGGAGGGCCUCUGCACUGACAACCCCUGCCAGAAUGGUGGCAGCUGCUCCGUUGUAGAUGGAGAACCAUUGUGCGAUUGUUCCAAGACAGGAUAUUUGGGACGAUACUGCAGUGAAGAGGUCAACAGCGUCCCAGGGUUAGCACACAUGAUGAUGGCUGAACAAGCGCGAGAGGAAAACGUGGCCACCUUCCGCGGCUCGGAGUACUUCUGCUACGACCUGUCUCAGAACCCCAUCCAGAGCAGCAGCGACGAGAUCACGCUCUCCUUUAAGACCUGGCAACGCAACGGACUCAUCCUACACACGGGCAAGUCGGCAGACUAUGUUAACCUGGCGCUGAAAGAUGGAGCCGUUUCACUCGUCAUCAACUUGGGUUCCGGGGCUUUUGAGGCCAUCGUGGAGCCCGUCAACGGCAAAUUCAACGACAACGCCUGGCACGAUGUCAAAGUCACUCGCAACCUGCGACAGCAUUCAGGCAUUGGACAAGCUAUGGUAAACAAACUACAUUGUCUGGUAACUAUCUCGGUAGACGGCAUCCUCACCACCACAGGUUACACGCAGGAGGACUACACGAUGCUUGGCUCGGACGAUUUCUUCUACGUCGGGGGAAGUCCAAGCACGGCGGAUUUACCUGGCUCGCCUGUGAGCAACAACUUCAUGGGCUGUCUGAAAGAGGUCGUCUACAAAAACAACGACAUCAGGCUGGAACUCUCCCGUCUUGCCCGGAUCGUGGAUCCUAAAAUGAAGAUCCAGGGUGACGUGGUGUUUAAGUGUGAGAACGUUGCCACUCUGGACCCGAUCUCGUUUGAGACGCCUGAGGCCUACAUCAGCCUGCCCAAGUGGAACACCAAGCGAAUGGGCUCCAUAUCGUUUGACUUCCGCACCACGGAGCCCAACGGCCUCAUCCUCUUCACCCACGGCAAGCCCCAGGACAGGAAAGACGCUCGCAGCCAGAAAAACACAAAGGUGGACUUCUUUGCAGUGGAGCUUCUGGAUGGAAGCCUAUACCUGCUAUUAGAUAUGGGCUCUGGGACCAUCAAGGUAAAGGCUACGCAGAACAAGGUGAACGACGGGGCCUGGUACCACGUGGACAUCCAGCGGGACGGACGAUCGGGCACAAUAUCAGUUAACAGCCGCCGCACUCCAUUCACUGCCAGUGGAGAGAGUGAGAUUCUGGAUCUGGAGGGGGACAUGUACCUAGGGGGGCUCCCUGAGAACCGGGCAGGCCUCAUCCUGCCAACUGAGCUGUGGACUGCCAUGCUCAACUACGGCUACGUAGGCUGCAUCCGAGACCUGUUCAUCGACGGCCGGAGCAAGGACAUCCGGCAAAUUGCUGAGGCUCAGAAUGGAGCUGGGAUCAAACCCUCGUGCAACAAGGUGUCGGGGAAGCAGUGUGAAAGCUACCCCUGCAAGAAUAAGGGGGUGUGUAAGGAGGGCUGGAACCGGUUCAUCUGCGACUGCACAGGCACCGGCUACUGGUCCCGCACAUGUGAGAGGGAGGCGUCCAUCCUGAGCUACGACGGUAGCAUGCACAUGAAGGUGGUCAUGCCAACGGUCAUGCACACGGAGGCGGAGGACGUGUCGCUGCGUUUCAUGUCUCAGCGAGCGUACGGCCUCCUGAUGGCCACCACCUCCCACGACUCGGCCGACACGCUGAGGCUGGAACUGGAUGGCAGCCGGGUCAAACUAACGGUCAACUUAGACUGUAUCAGGAUAAACUGUAACUCCAGCAAGGGGCCAGAGACACUGUAUGCUGGACAAAAACUCAAUGAUAAUGAAUGGCAUACAGUACGGGUCAUCCGACGGGGUAAAAGCUACAAGCUCACGGUUGACGAUGACGUAGCAGAAGGUCAGAUGGUGGGUGACCACACUCGGCUGGAGUUCCACAACAUUGAGACGGGCGUUAUGACGGAGCGCCGUUUUGUCUCGCUCAUUCCGUCCAGCUUCAUCGGCCAUCUCCAGAGCCUCAAGUUCAAUGGCAUGCUCUACAUCGACCUGUGCAAGAACGGCGACAUCGACUUCUGCGAGCUAAACGCUCGUUUCGGCAUGCGUUCCAUCAUUGCUGAUCCUGUGACCUUCAAAACCAAGAGCAGCUACUUGAGCCUUGCCACAUUGCAGGCCUACGCGUCCAUGCAUCUUUUCUUUCAGUUUAAAACCACCUCUCCUGAUGGCUUCAUCCUUUUCAACAGUGGGGAUGGCAAUGACUUCAUUGCUGUGGAGUUGGUGAAAGGGUACAUCCAUUAUGUGUUUGACCUGGGCAACGGACCUAAUGUUAUCAAGGGCAAAAGUGACAGAGCUCUCAAUGACAACCAGUGGCACAACGUCGUCAUUACUAGAGACAACAGCAACAUACACACGUUGAAAGUCGAUGCCAAGGCAGUGAGUCAAGUUGUCAACGGUGCCAAAAACUUGGACUUGAAAGGUGACCUCUACAUUGCUGGUUUGGGCCCUGGUAUGUAUGGCAACCUACCAAAGCUUGUUGUGUCAAGAGAAGGCUUCAAAGGUUGUCUUGCCUCUGUGGACCUGAAUGGCCGUCUCCCCGACCUCAUCAGUGACGCCCUGUUCCGCAGUGGUCAGAUUGAACGAGGAUGUGAAGGUCCUAGCACAACAUGUCAAGAGGACUCGUGUGCCAACAUGGGCAUCUGUAUCCAGCAAUGGGAGAACUACACCUGUGACUGUUCCAUGACCUCCUACACGGGCACGCAGUGCAAUGACCCUGGGACAACUUAUAUCUUUGGGAAGGGAGGUGGCCUGAUUACAUUCAACUGGCCCGCUAAUGAGAGACCAAGCACACGCACAGACAGACUGACUGUGGGUUUCAGCACAUCACUGAAAGAUGGCAUUCUUGUCCGCAUUGACAGCGCCCCGGGCCUUGGAGACUAUCUCAUGCUCCAUAUCGAACAAGGAAAAAUCGGUGUCACGUUCAAUAUAGGAACAGCAGAUAUACUUGUGCAAGAGAGCAGUAUGCCAGUGAAUGAUGGCAAAUACCAUGUGGUUCGAUUCACCAGAAAUGGUGGCAAUGCUACGCUUCAGGUCGACAACUGGGCCAUCAAUGAGCACUUCCCCUCAGGCAACAACGAUAAUGAGCGAUUACAAAUGGCAAAUAAGAAAAUCCCAUUCAAAUAUGCCCGGCCUGUAGAGGAGUGGCUCCAAGAGAAAGGGCGUCAGUUAACAAUAUUCAACACCCAGGCUACAAUUACCAUCGGAGGCACGGACCGCAAAAGGCCGUUCCAAGGCCAACUGUCAGGGCUCUACUACAACGGCCUAAAGGUCUUAAACAUGGCUGCACAAGGUAACCCCAACAUCAAAAUAAACGGCAGCGUACGCCUGGUCGGGGAAGUGCCAUCGGUCGCUGGGUCAGCCAGGACCACAGCCAUGCCACCCGAGAUGUUCACCACUUUCAUCGAAACCACCACAACUAUGUCCACCACCACCACGAGAAAGCAUCGCUCUUCACCCACAAUACAGGAACAAGGGACACAAAAUACCACAGAUGACAAUGGCUCUUCAGCGGAGUGCUCCAGCGAUGAUGAGGACAUGGAUGAAUGCGACUCCGGACAUGCAGGUGAAUUAGUAAUCCCAAUACUAGUAGAGGAUCCUUUAGAGCUCCCUCCUGUAGCUACUCGUGCACCCUCCAUCCCCCUCUCCCCAACCCUCCGCCCCCUCCUCACCAUUAUUGAGACCACCAAAGAGUCCCUGUCCAUGGCCACUGAGGCGGGGGUACCUUGCUUGUCGGACCGAGGCAGCGAUGAUUGUGAUGAUGAUGGCUUGGUGAUAUCUGGGUAUGGCUCUGGGGAAGCAUACGACUCUAACCUGCCCCCUACUGAUGAUGAAGAUUUUUACACCACCUUCUCCUUGGUAACAGAUAAGACCUUGUCUUCGUCGGCAUUUGAAGGUGGCUACAAAGCUCAGGCGCCUAAGUGGGAAGCCAAGGACUUUAGACCUAACAAAGCCUCCGAAUCUGGUAGGACUACUACCGCGUCUUUAACCCCCAAGCUGAUCCGCUCCACAACUUCCUCCACGCCCGAAAUGCUACCCAAACUGCCUGCAGGCAAAAUGAAUAACCGAGAGCUAAAACCCCAGCCAGACAUAGUCUUGCUUCCAUUGCCCACUUCCUAUGAGGUAGACAGCACAAAGCUGAAGAACCCAUUAAUAACCUCCCCCAUGUUCCGUAAUGUACCCACAGCAAUCCCCACCGAGCCGGGCAUCAGGCGGGUUCCGGGGGCCUCGGAGGUGGUCCGUGAAUCUAGCAGCACAACCGGAAUGGUCGUCGGGAUAGUUGCUGCUGCCGCUUUAUGCAUCCUUAUUCUACUGUACGCCAUGUAUAAGUACAGAAACAGGGACGAAGGAUCUUACCAAGUGGACGAGACCAGAAAUUACAUAACCAACUCAGCACAGAGCAAUGGCGCUGUAAUGAAGGACAAACAGCAGAGUUCAAAAAGCGGCAACAAGAAACAGAAAAACAAGGACAAGGAAUACUACGUGUGA
This is a messenger RNA of Chanos chanos (milkfish), 5162 nucleotides long. It is a transcript of the gene nrxn3a, whose product is annotated as neurexin 3a. NCBI's taxonomy places the organism in Eukaryota, Metazoa, Chordata, Actinopteri, Gonorynchiformes, Chanidae. The record is from RefSeq and is a predicted model, not a curated record. The transcript has 22 exons. The coding region runs from base 96 to 5162 and encodes 1688 amino acids.